Helobdella robusta is the source of this 2646-nucleotide messenger RNA. RefSeq lists its product as hypothetical. Gene Ontology annotation, biological process: ubiquinone biosynthetic process. The transcript has 14 exons. The record is from RefSeq and is a predicted model, not a curated record. NCBI's taxonomy places the organism in Eukaryota, Metazoa, Annelida, Clitellata, Rhynchobdellida, Glossiphoniidae. The coding region runs from base 145 to 2001 and encodes 618 amino acids. Gene Ontology annotation, cellular component: extrinsic component of mitochondrial inner membrane. Gene Ontology annotation, molecular function: kinase activity.
UGAACUUUUAAGCAUUCACAUUAUUGCCCAAUAUCUGGACUGAAUUUGAACUAAUAGAAGAGAAUAAGCCGUUUUAAUUUUGUUCGUUUUUAAAUCAUUUUGUCCACAUUUUGUAUAAAUUUUUUUUUUAUUUUAUAAAUAAAUAUGUCUUAUUUGAAUGAUGUCGCUAUAGUGUUUCGUGGCCUAAAGAAAUUAGGAACCACCAUAACAGAACACCGGUUGAGGGAAUGUUCUUGUUGGUGGAACAAUUCAAGUUUGAAGCCGGUUUCUAAAAAUAUUUUAGAAAGGUUGGAGGUUGCAGCCAGUGACUGCUUCUCAAGAAAGACUUCUAUUAAAUCUAGCAGCACCAUUUCCUCUAAUCCCAAUGAUCAUAAAACAACUCACACAGCGACACAAUUCAACAGAACUGACAAUAAAAAAACUUUUUUUAGCAACACUGACAGCAGCAUCAGCAGUAGUAACACUAGCACUGCCAAGUUCGGAGACUCAACAAUCCUUAAAAACAUAACUAAUAACAGUGAUAUAAACUCCAAAAGACAUUUUAGUACUAAGACCAAAGAUGAGAAGGCUAAAAGUAUCCAAGCAUCAGGAGGAGCAGGUCAAAAGAUAAAGAGAUCCAAACCCAUUGCUGAUAAAUUUGAUGCCCCAGAUAUAACUAAAAAAUCCAAAGAGAGUAAAGUUCCUGGAUCUCGUGUUGGCAGGAUUGUCAGUUUUGGAAGCCUAGGUGCAGGUCUUGCUAUUGGUACAUUGUCUGAACUUGCUUUGAGAGGUCUAGGAAUGAAGACAGGCAGACAGGGUGGGGCCAUACUGGACAGCAAUCCUUUACUGACGGAGGCCAAUGCCGAAAGAAUUGUCAACACUCUGUGUAGAGUUAGAGGGGCUGCACUAAAAUUAGGACAAAUGCUUAGUAUACAAGACAACUCACUAAUCAAUCCAUCAUUGCAAAAGAUAUUCGAGAGGGUGAGGCAGAGUGCAGAUUUUAUGCCCAUGUCUCAAAUGGAGGGUGUGCUGAUUAAAGAAUUAGGACCGAAAUGGCGGGAAAAUUUUCUUGAGUUUGAUACAGUACCGUUCGCUGCGGCGUCCAUUGGUCAGGUGCACAGGGGAGUGAUCAAAGAUGGCAGGCCAGUUGCGGUGAAGAUCCAAUACCCUGGUGUGGCGAACAGCAUCAACAGUGAUAUCAAUAAUUUAAUGUCACUUCUCAAGGUCUCACAAGUUCUUCCAGAAGGGCUGUAUGCAAAUGUGGCACUGAAAGUCGCUCGCAAGGAACUCAGCUGGGAGUGUGAUUACGUUAGAGAGGCUAGAGCUUCUGAGAAGUUUAGGUCACUUCUAGAAGAUGACCCAAUUUUUUACGUGCCGGAAGUGAUAUGGGAGGUGACGACAAAGGAGGUACUGACCACUGAACUGGUCAGAGGCGUGUCCCUGGAUGUCCUUGAGAAUCAGAGGCAGGAGCUGAGAAACCAGAUCUGUGAGAAGUUGCUGGAACUCUGCCUGAACGAGGUCUUCAUCUACAGGUUCAUGCAGACGGAUCCGAACUGGAGCAACUUUCUCUACGACGAACAAACCGGACGGAUAUCCUUGAUAGACUUUGGAGCCAGUAGAGAAUUUGACCUGAAAUUCACCGACCCCUACAUCCAACUGAUCGAGUCAGCGUCUAGAGGCGAUAGAGAUGCCGUCCUAGAGAUGAGUAGGAAGAUGAAGUUUCUUACCGGGUUCGAAAGCAAGGUAAUGGAGAAUGCCCACGUGGACGCAGUGAUGAUACUGGGGGAGGCAUUCUCGAAGGAUGACCCUUUUGAUUUCGGGGCCCAGAGUACGGCCCGGAGAAUUCAUGAAUUAAUACCUGUCAUGUUGAAACAUCGACUGACACCUCCGCCAGAGGAGACCUACAGUUUACACCGAAAGAUGGCAGGUUGUUUCUUGCUGUGCAGUAAACUAAAGGCCAAAACCGUCUGUAGGAAGAUGUUCCUAGACGUUUAUAAGAAAUAUGCAGAGUUGCAUGAUUGAUUGAUUGAUUCGUUCAUUGAUUGAUUGAUUGGUUAAUUGGUUGAUUGAUUGAGUGGUUGAUUGAUUGAUUGAUUGGUUUAAUGAUUAAUUGAUUGAAUGAUUGAUUGAUUGAUUGAUUGAAUGGUUGAUUGAUUGAUUGAUUGAUUGAUUGAUUGAUUGAUUGAUUGAUUGAUUGAUUGGUUUAAUGAUUAAUUGAUUGAAUGAUUGAUUGAUUGAUUGAUUGAAUGGUUGAUUGAUUGAUUGAUUGAUUGAUUGAUUGAUUGAGUUAAUUGUUUGAUUGAUUGGUUGGUCGAUUGACUAUUGACGUGAAAGUUGACAACUUAAUGAGUAACAUUAUGAUGAUUCAUACUCAUCGUAAAUUGUGUUGUGUUGUCACUUAGGCGAUUGUUCAUAUUUAUAAUGAAGAAUUAUUUUUUUUAUAAUUUAAAUCUUCUCUUUUUUUAUAUAACCAUUUAUUCAUUCAUUUAUCCAUUCAUCCAUUCAUUCAUUCAUUCAUUCAUUCAUUCAUUCAUUCAUUCAUUCAUUCAUUCAUUCAUUCAUUCAUUCAUUCAUUCAUUCAUUCAUUCAUUCAUCCAUUCAUUCACUCAUUCACUCAUUCAUUCAAUUAUUGUUUUUCAUUCAUUCAUUCAUUCGUCCAUUCAUUCA